This is a messenger RNA of Saccostrea cuccullata (small rock oyster), 540 nucleotides long. RefSeq lists its product as uncharacterized. Lineage: Eukaryota; Metazoa; Mollusca; Bivalvia; Ostreida; Ostreidae. The record is from RefSeq and is a predicted model, not a curated record. Bases 50 to 433 code for a protein of 127 amino acids. The transcript is spliced from 2 exons.
CCUGAUUAUUCUGGUUUCCAUAGCGACACAAUCCUUAUUGGCUCGCUCCAUGAACAAACAACUGAAUUCAGGCAUCAGUUUAAACAAAAUCAACAACCAACAGGAACUAGGCAUACCUGGUUCACCUCAUUCAAGCAAAGAGUCUGCUCCCCAAAAGGAAGAAUCAAUACACACAAACUACGACUCCACGGAUGAAAUCAUAGGACCAUUUGAUAUGGAAAAAGGAGCCCUAUCGACGCCGCCUUUUUUACCUAUUGAAUUAGAGGAAUCGGAAUUAGAUAAGAAGCUGCUAGGACUGCCGGGAUGGGAGUACGUUAUGGUUUCUCUGGUUGUUGUCGCUGCUGUUGGAGUUGGAGGAAGUGUGGCAAUCGUCUGCAAAAAGUGUUGUGGUUUAGCGGGAAGAAAAGCUAAUAAUAAAGCUGAAAAUUGCUGAUGUUGACAGAAAAACGAUCGCAAAUUGGUUAUUAAAUUAACUUAUUUUAGAGUGUGUUUUUAAAAAUUUUUAAAAUUAGUAAUUCCAGUUGUUCAUUUGAUUUUUGU